ACAACACAUAGUUGGUGAACAUGUGGUCCGACAAGGGUAGUAAAUCUGUGACUCUGACACCAGCUAGGCCCAACAAAUAUCAAGAAGAUGAAGACGAAAGGAGCAACGUCUCAAUUAAGUACCUCGAAACGUUUCAGCAAUCGAUCGAAGAGCCGGACAAGUUCUGGGGAAAGAUCAGCGAGAAAAUGGACUGGUCCACUCCUUGGACAAAAGUUAUCGACAACACGGACGAACCGUUCACCAAAUGGUUCAUCGGAGGAGAGCUGAACGCCUGUUACAACGCCGUGGACCGACAUGUCAAAGCAGGAAAAGGCAACAAAGUAGCUUUGAUCCACGACAGCCCCCUCACAAACACCAUUAGAAAAGUCACUUACAAUGAACUUCUCGAAAAGGUCUCAAGACUGUCAGGAGCUCUCGCCAGUUACGGAGUCAAAGUAGGUGACAGAGUUUUAAUAUACAUGCCCUUGAUUCCAGAAACUAUUAUAGCAAUGCUGGCAACUGUUAGAUUGGGAGCAGUUCACUCUGUCGUUUUCGGAGGGUUUGCUGCAAGAGAGCUGUGUACAAGAAUUGAUCAUGCUUCCCCCAAAGUCAUAAUCGGUGCAAGUUGUGGCGUAGAACCUAAUAAAAUUAUAAGAUAUAAACUACUUCUGAACGAAGCUAUCUCGUUAUGCACAGAGAAGCCGAAAAAAUGUAUAAUAUUCCAACGAAAAAAUGUACAAGAGUGUCUCUUAGAGCCGGAUAUGGAUGUUGACUGGGAGGAAGUGUUGAAAUACAGCGAACCCCACCCUUGCGUCCCUGUGGAGUCAAACCACCCUAUGUAUAUUUUGUACACCUCUGGUACCACAGGUCAUCCAAAAGGAGUUCUCAGAUUAACAGGAGGUCACUUAACCAUGCUGACAUGGACCAUGAAAGCUAUUUAUAACAUGACCGAAGACGACGUUUGGUGGACAGCCUCUGAUAUGGGCUGGGUCUUGGGGCAUAGUUAUAUCUGCUAUGGGCCUCUCUGUGCUGGUGUAACAUCUGUCAUGUAUGAAGGGAAGCCAGACCGAACUCCACAUCCUGGACAAUAUUUUCGCGUCGUGCAGGAGCACAAAGUAAACGCUGUGUUUACUGCACCAACAGCGCUUAGAGUCAUAAAGAGAGCCGAUCCACUUUCUAAUUUUGGAAAGAAAUAUUCUACUAAGUCGUUAAAAUAUAUAUUUGUGGCUGGAGAACACUGUGAUCAAGAGACAAAACUUUGGGCAGAGAAUGCUUUUAAGGCCCCAAUACUCAAUCAUUGGUGGCAAACUGAAACAGGAUCAUCGAUAACAUGUACAGCAAUUGGACUGGGUAAUUCUUUGAAUGUGCCAAAGUAUACAGUUGGACUUCCCUUUCCAGGAUAUGAUGUGAGAAUUGUGAGGAAAGACGGGACUGAGUGUGCACCCGAUGAACUCGGCCAGAUUGUCAUCAAACUCCCCUUGGCACCAGGAGCCUUUUCCACGCUUUACAAAGACACUCAAAGAUUUCUAGACAUCUAUUUCAGAAGCUACCCUGGAUUCUACGACACAAAAGACGUUGGAUACAGAGAUGUCAACGGUUACUUUUACAUCACAGCAAGAGAUGAUGAUGUGAUUAAUGUAGCAGGUCAUAGGUUGUCGACAUCUGCACUUGAAGAUGUCGUCUUGUCCCAUCCAGAUGUGGCAGACACUGCUGUCAUUGGAGUUCCUGAAAGUACUAAAGGCGAUGUUCCUCUUUGCCUUUACGUUCUCAAAAAUGGUUCCAUUAAAAAUGAGGAAGAAAUCAACCAAGAACUCGUAAAAUUAGUGAGAGAACUUAUAGGGCCCAUAGCGGCUCUUAGGAUCUGUGUCUGUGUAUCAGCUCUACCUAGGACAAGAAGUGGAAAAAUACCUAGAAAAUCAAUUGCUGAUCUUGCAAGGAAUAAACCCGUAACUAUCUCAGCAGCUAUUGAAGAUCCGACAGUGUACAAGGAGAUAAAGAAAGCCCUACAAAAAGUAGGCUAUGCCACAACAGCCCCGGAUCUACUCAUUUCAUAAACAAUUAUGUUUAAAUUUUACAUAAUUAUUUAAUAUUAGAUUAUGAUGAAAUGAGAAAAUGUAAAAAUGCUAAAGCUGAUUGGAUGGUUUUUAGGUUUUUUCCUUAUGUACAAAUAUAUAUUUUAAAAAAUUGUAACAAUGAUUCCAGUAGCGAAUAAUGGGUGUCUGAAUUUUGGAAAAUGCAAUUCACAUUGUUUGUACAUAGAGGAAGAGUCGAAAGAAUGUUGUACAGAGUUAUUUAUUGUUAUUUUGCACAAAAUCGCACACAUCAAUACUCUUGUUAAAUGUGGAGCAAUUGCAUUGUUAUUAUUUAUUCAAACCGCUUCAUAAAUUAACAACAGAAAAAUAAAUAUUAUAAAAGUAUA
Messenger RNA from Cimex lectularius (bed bug), 2398 nucleotides. RefSeq names its product acyl-CoA synthetase short-chain family member 3, mitochondrial. The transcript has 14 exons. The coding region runs from base 21 to 2033 and encodes 670 amino acids. NCBI's taxonomy places the organism in Eukaryota, Metazoa, Arthropoda, Insecta, Hemiptera, Cimicidae. The record is from RefSeq and is a predicted model, not a curated record.